This is a messenger RNA of Drepanopeziza brunnea f. sp. 'multigermtubi' MB_m1, 1605 nucleotides long. RefSeq lists its product as uncharacterized. Gene Ontology annotation, biological process: proteolysis. The record is from RefSeq and is a predicted model, not a curated record. Gene Ontology annotation, molecular function: aspartic-type endopeptidase activity. NCBI's taxonomy places the organism in Eukaryota, Fungi, Ascomycota, Leotiomycetes, Helotiales, Drepanopezizaceae.
AUGUUCCUCUCCCUACCAACCUUACUCCUCUCCCUCCCCACCUUACUCCUCUCCCUGCCCACCCUCUCCUCCGCCAACACGAUCCUCUUCGACAUCACCCGCUCCCCCGUGGCGCACACCGCCCAGCUCGCUGCCCGCCAGGCGUCGCUGCAAGGUCGCUCGCUCGACGCGCGGGGACUCUUCGCGCGCGCCGAUACCGUGACUGCCGAUCUGACCAACGCCCGCUUGCAAGGACUGUACUUUGCAAACGUCAGUGUGGGCACGCCGGGCCAGCAGCUCCAGCUGCAGAUCGAUACCGGCAGCAGUGAUGUGUGGGUCCCGGCCACGGAGGCGAGCUUGUGUAGAGAUGUGCGGGAGGAGGCAUGUCCUAACGGAGAGUUUGACCCUCAGAGAUCCUCUACCUUCUUAGUCGUCGGACAGAACGAGUUCAACAUCUCCUAUGUCGACGGUAGUGGUGCAACCGGAGACUACUUCCAGGAUACCUUUGAGAUUGGUGGUAGUACCCUGUCCCAGUUCCAGAUGGGAGUUGCGCUGGACACUACGAUUGGAACUGGUAUCAUGGGCAUUGGUUAUAACAUCUCCGAGGCGAACACGGACACCGGAAACGGCACCGUCUACCCUAACUUGCCGCAUGCGAUGGUCAAUCAGGGCAUGAUCCAGUCGGCUGCCUAUAGCUUGUGGCUGAACGACCUGCAAUCGAGCACUGGCUCCAUCCUCUUUGGGGGUGUAGAUACAGCUAAAUAUACCGGUGACUUGAUCUCGAUCGAUGUAUACCCCACGAGCCGUAAUCAGCGCGUCUCCUCGUUCAUCGUUGCUUUCACCUCGCUUUCAGCCACCAGUUCCUCUGGAACCGAUCAGUUGACGCCUUCCGACUACGCUGUGGCUGCGAUUCUUGACUCUGGCACUACCAUUACUCUGCUCCCAGAUGAUUUAGCUGCUAUAGUCUUCGAGGAGCUCGGAGCAACUGUAUCUCAGCAACUUGGUGCCAUCGUCGUCCCUUGCGAUCUAGCGAAUAACAACGGAACCUUGAACUACGGUUUCGGAGGUGCAGGUGGUCCAACGAUCAGAGUUUCGGUUUCCGAUCUCGUACUCCCUCUGACCCUGACCAACGGCCGCACCCCGACCUACUCCGACGGCCAAGCCGCUUGCCAGCUCGGGAUCCAAGCCGCCGGCAACCUCCCCGUCCUAUUUGGCGACACUUUCCUGCGCUCCGCCUACGCCGUCUACGAUCUCGAAAAUAACAAGAUCGCUCUGGCCCAAACAGACUUCAACUCGACAGACAGCAAUGUUGUAUCCUUCGCCAGCGCCGGUGCCGCUAUCCCCAGUGCGGUCACCGCAUCUGGCAUUGAGCAGGUCACGCAGACUGCGACGGGUGUUCCAAGAGUGACGGGCACCGUGACGGGCACCGAUGCAAGCAUUACGCAUAACCCGACCGCGACUGGUCUAAAUGCUGCGAGCGGGUUCGCGGAGCCGAGUGAGACGCACAAGAAGAACGCCGGAGGUCGUGGCCCUGAGCCGUUCGCGUGGAGCGCCGUGGCUGUUGGUGCGCUGACGGUGGGACUGAUGGGUGUUGGUGGUGGAGUCUUCGGCUUUGCCUUAUUGUGA